Molecule: messenger RNA, 372 nt
Organism: Clonostachys byssicola
Lineage: Eukaryota; Fungi; Ascomycota; Sordariomycetes; Hypocreales; Bionectriaceae
Source: the annotation of a GenBank genome assembly
AUGUGCACCGGCCAGCCCGUCCUCUACCACCACAUAGCCCCCUGCACCCGCGCCCCCUCCCACUCGAUAAGCUACACCUACUGCCCCUACGCCGUCCGCGACCCGGCCACCCUGCGCAUCGUCGCCACCUGCCCCAACGUCAUCCACAUCCCCGCCUCCCCUUCCUCCUGGCCGCCGGGUUGCCUCAUCGUCUCCCCCGAGUGCUCCUCGGGCCUCUGCCGCCUCGAGGACCUCGCCGGCGCCUGGGUGUGCUGCCGCUGCAGGCGGAGCGGGAACACGCACGUGUACUGCCUGCAGCCCAAGAGGGGCAGCCCGGAUACGUUUUGCUACCAUCGGGUGUGUCAGGGGUGCACUAGGGCUUUCAUGUCUUGA